AUGCCACCCAAACUCGACCCGAACUCACCGGCCAACCAGGCCCUCCACGCCCAAUUCACCAAACUCGGGCUCUCCCCCGCUACAGCCACCGAGCUCGUCCGGCAGCCCAAGCAGGGCGCGGCCGUCAAAGCUCUGAUUGAAGCGUAUCAGUUGGACAAGGAGACGCUGGAUGAGAAGACGGCGUCGGCGUUGGUGAAGCUGGCAGUGGGGGGUGGGAAGCUGGGCGAGGCGGAGAAGGGGUUUGCGGUUCAGAAGGUGAUUAAGGGGGAUGUUACGAGUAAUGAUCAGGUCACUGCCGCUAUAAAGUACCUGGAGCCAAACCCCGCCGGGACGCCCAUCAACGAAGCAGAGUUCGACAAGACCUGCGGAGUCGGAAUCAACAUCACAUCUUCGGAUCUCCCCUCGCUCAUUAAAUCCUACAUCUCGACCCUCCCUACCCCUCCUGAUAGCUGGACAAACUUUGGACCUCUCCUCGGCGGCGUCAAGAGCAGUACCUCUGACCUCAAAUGGGCCAACGCCGCCGACCUGAAAUCAUCCCUCGAAACGCUCUUCACAGAACUGUUCGGCACAAAAGAAGCCGCCGCCGCUGCCCGUGCACAAGCCAACGCAGCGGCCAAGGCCAAACCUACUGCGCCGAAAACAAAGCCUGCACCCGCGGUGGCUGCAGCGACGGCGGAGGGAUCGAGCGGGAGCGGUCCGGCCAUACCUACCAAUAUCUUCCAGGAGGGCUUCUUGGCGGAAUUCCACAAACCCGGAGAGAACCCGCAGAUCAAGCCAGAGCUCAAGGAGCGGCAUUUGGAAUGGACGAAGGGUGGGGUGUUGACGCGGUUUCCGCCUGAGCCCAAUGGGUAUCUGCAUAUCGGCCACGUCAAAGCCAUCAUGGUCGAUUUCGGGUACGCCAAAUUCCACGGUGGACGCUGCUAUCUCCGGUUCGACGAUACCAACCCCGAAAAGGAAGAAGGGCGCUACUUUCAGAGUAUCCUCGAAACGGUCCGAUGGCUCGGGUUUGAGCCGUGGAAAAUCACCUACUCGAGUGAUAAUUUCCAGAGAUUGUACGAGCUGGCGGUGGAGUUGACAAGGCGGGGGAAGGCAUAUGUCUGUACUUGCGAUGCGGAGAAGAUCAAAGAAGACCGAGGUGGAUCGCACGGAAACCCCGUCCCCUGCGUGCACAGGGAUCGACCCACCUCUGAAUCACUCGCGGAGUUUGAAAAGAUGUUCAAGGGGGAGUACGCCGAGAAGGCCGCGUGUUUGCGGAUGAAGAUGGACCUGAGCAGUGGGAAUCCGUACAUGUGGGAUACGGUCGCGUAUCGUGUCAAGAAGGCGCCUCAUCAUCGGACGGGAGAUAAGUGGAAGAUCUAUCCGACAUAUGACUUUACGCACUGCCUCUGUGAUUCUUUCGAGAAUAUCUCACACUCACUCUGCACCACCGAGUUCAUCUCUGCGCGAGAAUCGUACGAAUGGCUAUGCGACGCUCUCGAAGUGUACAAGCCGCGGCAGUACGAAUUCGCCCGUCUCAACCUCCAAGGCACCUUUUUGUCCAAACGGAAGAUCGCACGGCUCGUCACCGCCAAACUCGUCGGGGACUGGGACGAUCCCCGUCUCUACACGAUCAUCGCGCUCCGUCGUCGCGGUGUCCCUCCCGGCGCGCUCCUCCGCUUCGUUUCCGAGCUAGGCGUCACCGUCCAGGCGUCGACUACGGAACUACACAAAUUCGAAUCGACAAUCCGGUCCUUCCUCGAGGACUCGGCGCCGCGCCUCAUGAUGUGCUUGAAGCCCAUCAAGGUCGUCCUCACCAACGUGCCCGAUGACUACUGCGUCACGGUGCAGGUCCCCCUCCAUCCCAAAGUCCCCGCCAUGGGCAGCGUGGAGAGUCGGUUCGCCCGGGAAUUCUAUAUCGACGCGGACGACUUCCGGGUGGAAGACUCGCCCGACUAUUUCCGGCUCGCGCCGGGCAAGUCGGUCGGUCUCUUCAAGGCGCCCGCACCCGUCACGUGCACGUCGUACACGCUCGCUUCGGACGGAUCGGUCUCCGAGAUCCAGUGCGUCUUGGAGGACGCAGCGACGGCCAAGAAGGCCAAGGCGUACAUCCAGUGGGUGAACGCCAAGGAGGCGGUCCGGAUCGAUGAGGUCCGAUACUUUCAUCCCCUCUUCCGCUCGGAUCCGCCCCCCGCGGACUUUGAGCACGACGUCAAUGCCGACUCGGUACAGGUGUACAAGGGGGCGGUGGUCGAGCCGGCGUUUUACGGGUUGGCGGGCAAGCUGUUGGGUGAUGCAAAGAGGGAGAGUGAGGAGCGGACCGCCAAGGCCAAGAAGGAGAUGGAGAGCCAGAGUAGGGUCGAAGGAGACGAGGACGAGCCGGUUGUUUUGGCGGACAGUCUGUAUGGGGUGGAGAACGUCAGAUUUCAGGGAAUGAGGUUGGCGUAUUUCGCGUUGGAUAGGGAGAGCGAGGUGAGGGGGUUGAAGGAGGGGACGGCGGGUAAAGAGGUGAAGGAGGGGGAUCGGAUCGUGCUUAAUAGGAUUGUGAGCUUGAAGGAGGAUACGGGCAAGAAGGCGUAG
Messenger RNA from Dioszegia hungarica, 2556 nucleotides. RefSeq names its product tRNA synthetases class I, catalytic domain-containing protein. Gene Ontology annotation, molecular function: ATP binding; glutamine-tRNA ligase activity. Bases 1 to 2556 code for a protein of 851 amino acids. Gene Ontology annotation, biological process: glutaminyl-tRNA aminoacylation; translation. The record is from RefSeq and is a predicted model, not a curated record. Gene Ontology annotation, cellular component: cytosol; cytoplasm. The transcript has 8 exons. Lineage: Eukaryota; Fungi; Basidiomycota; Tremellomycetes; Tremellales; Bulleribasidiaceae.